Brassica napus (rape) is the source of this 2393-nucleotide messenger RNA. RefSeq names its product DNA-binding protein BIN4-like. The transcript has 12 exons. NCBI's taxonomy places the organism in Eukaryota, Viridiplantae, Streptophyta, Magnoliopsida, Brassicales, Brassicaceae. The record is from RefSeq and is a predicted model, not a curated record. Bases 1048 to 2292 code for a protein of 414 amino acids. Gene Ontology annotation, biological process: DNA endoreduplication; chromosome organization. Gene Ontology annotation, molecular function: double-stranded DNA binding. Gene Ontology annotation, cellular component: DNA topoisomerase type II (double strand cut, ATP-hydrolyzing) complex; nucleus.
UGAAUAUAAUUAUUAAACAUGAACCGAAUCCGAUCCAAACUUUUAAAAUAUUUAAAUGGGCUGAAUGUUUUUUUGCAAACUGAUUUCAUUCGUAACUUAAAUUUGGUUCAGGGCCCAUAAAACCUGUUUGGCAACAGAGUCAGCUCUAACAUUAAAUAUUUUUGGAAUAAAAUUAAACUUGAUUGUCUUAAAUGAAAGGGAGAGAAGAUAGAUAUCACGAAGCAAGCUAUAGAUCUCCAACUUGAUCGUGUUGAUAAGAACUUGAGAGUCAGAGAAGAGUGAGAUGGAUUCGAUUCCAUGAUCCCGAGCAAAGGUCAUGGCUGUGAGCAUCGCCAUAGUUUCUGCCCUGGGCGACGAGACAAAGGUCGCGGUCACUGCAUGUUGUGAGAUUGAAUUCCGAGCAUCAAUGAUCCAACCAAAGCCUUCACAGCCUGUUGAUGAGUUCUAAGCUGCGUCAGCGAAUAUCGAGCAAAGUCCCAUUCGAUUAGGGUCUGGUUCGCAUCUGAUCAAAGGUUUCGGCGAGAGAGCAAUCGAGGGAGUUUGAGCCAUCAUCCAUUUUUUAGCAUCUAAGAUCGCUUUCAGAAUGAUCUCUUCUGGUGUAAACUUUCGUUUUUUGAAGAUGAGCUGGUUCCUUGAGCUCCAUAGAGACCACACAAUCCAAGCUGCGAGGGUUCCUGGUCCUAGACCGGUUGGAGGAAGGGAUGGGAUUUUCCUGACCCAAAAUUUGAAUAAAUCCGAACCGAAACCCAAUCGCCCAUUGUCGAUUUGUUAAAAGUCUCUAAUUGGGCUUUCUGUUCAAGUCUAAUUGGGCCUUUUCUAAAAGUCUUUGCCUUAGCAACCAAAACCGGAAGAAGCGGUUUGUAGCCAAAUCUUCCCGCGUCUUUAACUCUCUCCACUCUCGCCGGCGGCGGAAAAAGCUUCUGCUUCGUUCCUGGAUCUCGUCUCCCGAAUUUCAACGUCCGUUGAUUCGCCCGCUAAUCGCUCAAUUUCUUCUUCUUCUUCUUAUUCAGCUUCGAUUGUUGAUCUUAAGCGCUGAAGAAGUGAAAUAUGAGCAGCUCCAGAGAGGGAUCUCCCGAUUGGCUCCGAUCUUUCCAGCCAUCAAUUACCACUUCAUUGUUAUCACUAUCUUCGUCGUCUGAAUCUGCUCCAGAGGAUAGUCCUUUCAGGGAAUCUGAAACCAUUUCGUCUCUUCCUUUGCCUGAUGACACUGAAGCCACCACGAUUCUGGACUCGUUGGUGACAAAGCAACUGUUUUCUAGAAAGAAUGCUACUCUCAACCUUGAGGAGAAUCAGAAGGUAAACAAAGCAGACGGUGAAGAAAACUCUACCAAGCAUAAGAACGAUCAAGGAGGAGAUGAUUCUGUAUGGCUUGUCUCAUCUGAUUCUGAACCACCCUCCACUGAUCCGAUAAAGCAGCAAGUAAUUAUCUCAACUGAAGAGGAUGAGGAUCUUGUUAUUCUAGAUAAAGAGGUAGAACCUGCGGUUAAGAAGGCUCCAAAGAAAAAAUCUCCGAAGAAAAAGGCAAGUAGUAGCCGCCAGAUACCCAAGGAAGAAAACAGUGCACAAGAAAUGAAUGAAGAUUCCAUAGUGGCCGAGGAAGUGACAACGGAUAAGAACACCAAGCCUUCUUCUGGCUCAAGUUCAAAGUUGCCUUUGGUACUUUCUGAGAAGGUGAAUCGUUCAAAGGUACUCGUUGAAUGUGAAGGGGACUCAAUAGAUCUGAGUGGAGACAUGGGGGCUGUUGGACGCGUGGUUGUCUCAGACACAACCGAGGACGUGUUCUUGGACUUGAAAGGAACCAUAUAUAAAUCUACAAUUGUACCAUCCAGAACAUUUUGCGUAGUACGUUUUUUCAAAAUCCUUGUACCUAUUCCAACUUCUAAGGGAAGUUGUAUUAUACAAGUACUCACACUAGAGAUCUUGCAAUUUCAGGUUAAUGUAAGUCAGUCGGAGGCAAAGAUUGAAGCUAUUAUGAAUGACUUCAUACAGCUAACACCAGUAUCUAACGUCUACGAAGCAGAAACGAUGGUGGAAGGGACUCUGGAGGGGUUUUCGUUCGAAUCUGAUGAUGAAGGUAACAAGAACGCUAAGACUGCUUCAAAGCCUCCAGAUGAUCAAAGUGGAGACACAACAGAGAUAACCACCAAAGGAAGUGGCAAAGCUAAAGCAAAAGGCGAGAAUGUUGUAGGGAAAAAGAGAGGAAGACCAAGUAAAGAGAAGCAGCAGCAGCAACCAGCAGCAAAGAAAGCUAGAAGUUCUUCUGCUCCUAAGAAAACAAAACCCAAGAAAUGAGUUAUGAUUUCGAUUUGUGAAACAGAGUAGUUGUACAUAUACGAGUUGUGAAUCUUAGUUCAGACAAUUCGAAGUAAAGUAAUGUAAGGCUUUUGAUGAAA